AUGAGUGACUAUUUGCGGUUUGUUCACCAUCCAAACGUUGAAGCCUUUUCACAUGCUCCAAAACAAAUCCCACAGUUAUCUUGGUCAACAGUAAACAACAACACUGACUGUGGUAUUUUUACUAUGCGUCACAUGGAGACAUUUAUGGGUGGAAACAUUAGAGAUUUCAAAACUGGCUGCAAGUCAGAGUCGCUUGCACAGGACAACCAAUUAUCUAGACUACGGGUCAUAUAUCUUUGCAAAAUAAUUAAUUCUGACUACAACCUGCUUACGGAUUCAAUCCUUCAUCAGGUAGCGGAAUUCCAAAAGCUGUCUGCACCUAACCGACAACAAAUAUUGAAAGAUGAUGCAACCAGGAUACAUGACAGGCUGAUUGAAUUUGGUUAA
Molecule: messenger RNA, 387 nt
Organism: Lactuca saligna
Lineage: Eukaryota; Viridiplantae; Streptophyta; Magnoliopsida; Asterales; Asteraceae
Source: the annotation of a GenBank genome assembly